Aureobasidium pullulans EXF-150 is the source of this 1470-nucleotide messenger RNA. Its product is annotated as putative DUF341 family oxidoreductase. The transcript is spliced from 4 exons. Gene Ontology annotation, cellular component: cytoplasm; nucleus. Bases 142 to 990 code for a protein of 282 amino acids. The record is from RefSeq and is a predicted model, not a curated record. NCBI's taxonomy places the organism in Eukaryota, Fungi, Ascomycota, Dothideomycetes, Dothideales, Saccotheciaceae.
GAAGGAAUAGGUCUGAACGGUUUGAAGAGGGACCUUCAAUGAGCCCUGGGAUUCUUCGAGUCAGUGGUGGAUUCUUUUGUCUUUCCAGAUUCUGUAUUUCCAAUCCAUCAUCCUACUCAACACACCAGAACAUAGCUCAACAUGAAGUUUUUAUGCUUACACGGCGCCUAUGGCAACAUCCCGGCUGCGAAAGUCCAGCUAGGACCGAUGAUAGAUAUCCUUGAGGCUGAUGGAGCGGCAUCCUUUGAUUUCAUCCAAGGCCGUGUACCAGUGACACCACCUCCAGGCUUCGAGUCGUAUUUUGGACCGGGACCACACUUUCGUUUCUUGAGAGACCGAGGUGAAGCUGAGGCUUCGGCAGUCGAGGGCAUCAGAGUGUUCCCAGAAGCUGACACCCCUGAGGAUGCUCUACGUGCUCUCAUGCCAGCGGGAGAAGCGAAGAUCGGAUUUGCUGGAGCUAGAGAAGCUGCCUUGGAGCAACUCUAUGAGGCACUCGACGCUGACCCUGAAAUUUGCGGAGUUGUUGGCUACAGUGAGGGUGCAUCUGCAGCAGCAACCUUGAUCUACGACGAGCAAGAACGAAUGAGAUCCGAAGGGUACGUUCCCAGGAUCAAAGCUGCCAUUUUCUUCAUGGGAUGGCCUGCCUUGACAAGCGAGAGUGUACCGGCAUUGUCGGACGAGAUUGAAGACCUGCUUGAGGUUCACUCUUUGCACAUUAUCGGGGCGAACGAUCCGUACAAAGAUGGCGCACUUGCCUUGUAUAACCUGUUCGACGAUAACAUGGCUAUCUUCUUCGAUAGUGCAGGCGGUCAUACCAUUCCUCGUCAUGGCAAAUUGUUACAAGAGCUGGCCGAAGCGGUAAAAGGGCUGAUUGUCAACGUGCAUGAAGAUGACUCUGUACAACUCCCAGAGCCAGUGAAGGUAGCCAAGCGUUUGGAUUCGGCUGUCAACAUUCCUGACUUGAGUGCGCUCAAGCUCUCCCAUCCGUGAUGGAGCAGCUCCAGGAAGAGGUUAGGAAUGAAUUAGCUCCGAGCAGCUCGAACCACCAUCACAAUGUUAUACCAGAUUCAACGUCCACGAAGUACUGAGAAAGCGCUGGCUGUAAGACCUGUAGCUAGCACUUGAGUUCCCUACGCGUCAGAUGCAAUUUCGCCAGGUUCCCUCGAACAUAGUGAAGCCUUCUGAGGUGCGCGUAGUUGGUAACGCGGGACAAGACUCGUCACAAGCUCUGGCGUUUCGUGUGAGGAGAUUGGUACACGCACUGGCCGACUGAACAUCGGCAUCGUGAGGGUUGUUUGGACGCGCGAGAAAAGAGGAAAGUGUCAAUGGUGCGCCAGCCCAUAUUGGCAGUUUAUGAUUGUGGCGAUCGUGAUAGCAGAUAGAAGCGCGCGCCUAAAACCGACUAGUCUUAGUUUGGUACCCAUCAUUGGAAUGUCCAUCGUGUGUUUGACCAUCCAAGGCGGAAGGAAU